UGUAACCUUAAGCCCCAACACAGAGACAGUGAGACCCAGGUGGAGUUUUUAAUCACAUUUAGAAAUGUCUUUAUCCUGUUUAACUCCUGUGUUCGGUCUGAGAUCUGUUUACAGACUGCACAGGAUACGAGCACACAUGAUGAGCAGUACGGCAGGCGCCGAGGUCCUGAUGGAGAAAGUAGAGAGAGCCGGAGUCAUCACACUGAACAGACCGAAAACCCUGAACGCCCUGAACCUCUCCAUGAUCCGGCUGAUCUACCCGCAGCUGAAGAAAUGGGAGAAGGACCCACAGACGGAUCUUGUUAUUAUUAAAGGUGCUGGAGACAAAGCUUUCUGCGCUGGAGGUGACGUCAGAGCUAUUGCAGAAGCGGGUAAAAUUGGAGGUUCUUUAGUGGAGGACUUAUUCCGUGAAGAGUACAUCUUAAACAACGCCAUAAGGACAUACAGGAAGCCCUAUGUGGCCCUCAUUGAUGGAAUUACAAUGGGAGGUGGUGUUGGGCUUUCGGUCCACGGGCGCUUUCGUGUGGCCACAGAGAAGACGCUGUUCGCCAUGCCAGAGACGGCCAUCGGAUUAUUUCCUGAUGUCGGAGGUGGCUACUUUUUACCAAGACUCCAAGGAAAGCUGGGACUCUUCCUCGCCCUAACCGGGUUUCGGCUCAAGGGUCGAGACGUGCAGAGAUCAGGAGUCGCCACACACUUCGUCCAGUCAGGAAAGAUCGCGGACCUGGAGAAGGAUCUGGUGAGUCUAAAUUCUCCCUCGGCCGGCAACGUGGCCGCAGUCCUCGACUCUUAUCAGGAGCAGAGCACACUGGACAUCGAGAAGCCGUUUGUCCUGCAGCAGCACAUAGAAGACAUCGACAGGCUGUUUGAAGGUCGCAGCGUGGAGGAGAUCCUGGAGAAGCUGGAGAAAGAUCAGUCUACGUUUGCACAGAAGCAGGUGGAGAUUUUGUCGAAGAUGUCUCCGACGUCACUGAAGCUCACCUUCAGACAGCUGCAGGCCGGAGCCAGUCUGACUCUGCAGGAAGUGUUAGUGAUGGAGUACAGACUCAGCCAGGCCUGUAUGAGAGGACAUGAUUUCUACGAAGGUGUGAGAGCCGUAUUAAUUGAUCGAGAUCAGAGUCCGAAGUGGAAACCGGCGACGCUAGCCGAAGUCUCGGAGCAGUAUGUGGAGGAGAGUUUCGCUUCUCUGGGAGACAAAGAUCUUAAACUGUGAAACAACGCUGCAGGCAGAAAAAAACCUCUGAAGACCCGUAGUCCUGUAGAUCUGUAGUUUCUUUCUUUUUAAGACUAAAAUAUACUUAGAUGUGUAAUAAACAUCAAACACACAGGUAAGGAGUAACCAGGGGAAAAACACACCUUCUGACCCACUGGCACAUUAUUUAAAAAAAGAACGUCAAGCUUCCUUUAAGCUUCAACAUUCAGUUAUGAGGCCGUAACGUUCUCUACAUAAUGUCUAUCUGAAAUCCCCUGAAGUUCUCCAAACCACUUCAGCUUCUGAAAAGUUAUAUUUAUUACACACCUGACAGUUCUGACCAAAUACAUUCAAAUUAGGUGUUAUUGAUUGUGUGCAUAAUUCUUUAAAUCAGUAAACAACAUAAUACAUUAUUGAUGUUUCCUUGUUUCUUAUUUACAUAUUUUUUUUAAUAGCAUUUCACUUAACACAUUCUUUAAACAAAAAAUCAUGCUUGUAGUAUACACAAAACCAACUGUUAAAACACAGUACUGGUGCUUAUUAGGUUUUUUUUAUACAUGUUGUUAUCCAGCUGUUUUGGAGAGAUGAUUUUAUAUGAGCUCCAAAAAUGGCAAUUUUUCAGCGUUACAGUAGACUGUCUCACUUUAAACAAUAAUCAAUUAAAAU
Clarias gariepinus (North African catfish) is the source of this 1858-nucleotide messenger RNA. RefSeq names its product 3-hydroxyisobutyryl-CoA hydrolase (gene hibch). The transcript is spliced from 14 exons. Gene Ontology annotation, molecular function: 3-hydroxyisobutyryl-CoA hydrolase activity. Gene Ontology annotation, cellular component: mitochondrion. The record is from RefSeq and is a predicted model, not a curated record. Gene Ontology annotation, biological process: L-valine catabolic process. NCBI's taxonomy places the organism in Eukaryota, Metazoa, Chordata, Actinopteri, Siluriformes, Clariidae. Bases 65 to 1213 code for a protein of 382 amino acids.